Magnusiomyces paraingens is the source of this 630-nucleotide messenger RNA. RefSeq lists its product as uncharacterized. The coding region runs from base 1 to 630 and encodes 209 amino acids. The transcript has a single exon. NCBI's taxonomy places the organism in Eukaryota, Fungi, Ascomycota, Dipodascomycetes, Dipodascales, Dipodascaceae. The record is from RefSeq and is a predicted model, not a curated record.
AUGACCACCAUGACCGAAAACAAAAGCCACACGGUCAUAAUCAGACCAGACCCUGAGUUCAUUUCCUUGAUCCCCAAGCCUAUUCCCGAAGGCCUUGACAAACUAACAGCACAAAAAAUCGGAAUGGAAAACUUUGACACAUUUCGCCUACUUGUAAUCAAAGCAGCACGUAUCAUCCAACAAGGGAGCACCAAUCGGAAUAUAAUUGAAUACGGUUACAUCACUGGCAAGGGAAAUCUCAAAAUGAUAAUUGGGAAAAACGCGAGCGUUGACGAAAUCACCGACCUCCCUGAAGGCUGGGAAAUCCUCGAUGCCCCAGGCUGGCUCAAUAUAGUUGCUAGAGAUAUUCCCACUGACAAAGUCAUUGACAGUAAAGGAAACGUACUUUCUAAGUCCCUUAGAAAUGAGAUCCAAAGAAGAAACCCUGACCUGAUCUUGCUAAGAGAUCCCAUUCUCAUAUCACACGAUCUUACUCGCCCCUGCCAGUUGUUCAUACUUACCUUCAGUAAUAAAGACAAGGAUAUCCUUAAGAAAAAAAAAAUCAUCAAUUGUUACGAAAAUGGCACCACCUGGAGUCAAGUUAGAAAUAAAACUCCUAAGCAAAAGCAACCCAAACUCGUUUCUGUCUAA